Molecule: messenger RNA, 4492 nt
Organism: Cutaneotrichosporon oleaginosum
Lineage: Eukaryota; Fungi; Basidiomycota; Tremellomycetes; Trichosporonales; Trichosporonaceae
Source: RefSeq, a predicted model, not a curated record
CCCCGACGCAGUUUACGCUCUUGGGCAUUGAGCUAAUUCCGCAUCGCCCGCGGAUCCACCGCCGCUAGACGACCGGCAACUGCAGACUCCACCUCGCAUUUCAUUUCAGAACAUGGCCGCUAUCCCCAUGGUGGCGGUUGCCGCCGCGCCCGUCCCUAAGACUGGCCCCGCCUCCUCCUCGACCGAAUGCCUCAUUCCUCACCGUCUAGGCAGCAGGUGGACGACGAGCUGGACCGACCCUGUGGGCUUUGACGCCCGCGACGACAAAGAGACUAUGAGCGUGCGCAUGUGGGGCGGCCGCAGCCGAGGCAAGAAAGCCAAGACCAACUCGAAGGCGACGCUGGGCAACAGCUCGAGCGACGAGGACAAGCGUCGCUGGACGUCGCCAGCGCCAGCAUCCUCUGACGAGCGGAGACACACCUUUGGCUACGACGAUGCCCAUUCUUUACCCAAGAAAAAGCGCUACAGCUUUGUGCCGGCCCGCAUGGCGCCUGCGCCACCGCCCGAAGCCCCGCCGGCCGCGAGUGCUGAGGCGGCCCACGCUUCGGCGCUCGCCAAGCUGACAGCCUCGCCGCCUAGUGCGCCUCGCCGCUCAUCCGAACGAAACACGCGCCGUUUUAGCCUCAAGAGCUUGCCAGCUCGCCCACCUACACCAGAGGCCAUCCCCCCCGCACCCCUGCUGAGCCUCAAAGACGUCAAGGGCGGCAUGUCGUUCGCGGCCGAAGGCAGAGGCGGAAACAAACGUGGCUGGGGCGAAUACGACGCCUUCGGUGCUGUCCCCGCCAAGCUAGAAGCAGCCGACGGCCACCAAACCCCACCCAAGGCCAACCCCUUCGACGGCGGAUUCACUCCCGUCUCGCCCAAUCUCGGCGAGGAGCGCCGCGCCAAGCGCCUUAGUCGGCACGUCACGGGCGAGCGUGUUAUCCCCCCGCCCCUCCCCGCGCCUGCGGACAUGAUCGCUGCCACCAGCCCCUCAGUGGCUGAGCAGCGUGCCGAGAGGCAUCGCUCUGCCCCCGUUGGGCGGCCCGUCACUCGCACAUUGCGUCGCAAGCCCGCUCCUAAGGCCGACGAAGACCUGCUCCAGAGCGAGAGCGGGCCAAGUGGGCAGACCACUCCGCCUAGCGCUGUUGGUGGCGGGUCGGCAAGUGUCUCCAGCGAGACACGGCCAGGCGCUGCGGUUGCGCGUGGUUCUGGUGCUGGCGAGGCUACACAUGGAGCCGGGGUUGCCGCUGCUGCUGCUGCCGCGCUAGGGGCGGCGGCCUUUGCCCCAAAGUCGAUCGUCGAUAUUCGUUGCCCGUCUCCAGCAGCCUUGGGAGCGGCCGCGUUCAACACCGCGCCUGCUCCUGUAGCAGACACCCUGGUGAACGGACCUCAAAUAGAGGCCGCUUCAUCGUCUGCUACUACCCCCUCAAGCGCAGUACACACGGCGAGUCCUCUAGUAACAUCCCCUCCGGCUCCUCGCGACCCGGUGGCACAAUCUCCGCCGAGUGGAUGUGCGACCGAGGGCACUUGUCGUGACUCAACUAUGAGCCUCCAGUCCGACUCGACGAUGCCCGCAGCGGCUCACGCUCGCCAAAGCUCCGUUUCCUCGACUGGGUCACUUCACACGGCGCUCACCGGAUCCUCAGCGGCGGUAACCGCGCCAAGCUCCCCGGUGGUCGCGGCGUUCGCGCCCCCAGCUUUCUCCGAGCCCGCUGCGACAACGGCACAUCUAAAUCAGCAUCAGCAUCCUGCGCGCGCGCCAUGGCCCAUCCUCCCCGUUGUCCCCAUCUCCACCAUGCCGCCUGAACGCUCCAGACCCGUCACCCCCGUACCUUCAGCUUCUCCCAUCCUUACUUCCCUGGAAGCGCAAGUGGAUCUGGCGACUCCGCGUGCUGCUGCUGCCGCGGCUUCUGCAGCUGAGGACAGUGCGCUCCAAGACAGCGCACUUCUCCCGUCCAACGAGUCUGAGCCAAUCGCCCCCGCGCUCGCCACGGUCGCAGCCCACCACGCGCUCACGUCAGCUAUGCAGGAGACCCCCACGCGCAAAGCGCUGGCAAUCAGCACUCCGCCGCGUCGUGCGCCAAUCCCCGCCGCGUGGCAGUCGCAGGCUUCCCUCCUGGUUCCCGACGAGGAGCGGGCGAGCAGCACGACUCCGCCGGCCACGGCUGAGAGCGGAAUCUUUCCUCAACACCGGGACGAGUUUGUCGAUGCGUGCGGCCCCGAGGGGUUCGUCGUACCCCCCACUCGCAACGUCCCUGGUACUGGGACGGGCGUGGUUCUGGCAGCGACUCGAACCCACGCCCAGUCGAGCUCAACCUCAUCCUCCGAAGCACGGUUCCGGUUGAAACCGAGCGACAUUGCGCAGACUCCCCCAUACUCGCCCCCGCGCCGUGCAGCCGCCCCCAUGCCUUCAGCGUACGCCUAUGACCGUCCAGCAAACCAUGCGCGCGCCGCCGAGUCACUGCGCGCGCGCCACGGCCUGUCGCCCGAACCGCCUGAGGAGGCGCGGCACCUGCGAGUGAGCGCGUACGGCGUCCCGGAGCUGGAUUUUACGCGUACGCCGCCGCCCGAGCCGGCCGACGACGUCGAGGUCGAGGCACAAGGGCGCAGUUCGAGCGAACGUGAGGUGCUGCAAACGCCUGCGCUGGGCGGAAGCACGCACACCACCCCCACACACACAUACACACACACGCAAACCCCGCCAUCGCAGCUGUACAUACAGCCCAUCUGGCCCCGCUCACGCGGACACUCGCGCACGAGUUCAGCGUCGCGCUCGACCACGAGUGCUGCAAGCGCCGCCCCGCCCUCGGUUAGCGCUUUCACCGAUCGUCUGCCGCGCAAUUUUGAGGCGGACGGCGGCGGCGUCGAAGGCCUCUUGUCGGCGCAACACACGGGCACUACCAAGGGAGGUGGGAGCAGCAGUGGGAUGGCGACGGUCGAGAGUUCUCCGCGAGCGCCGAGCUGGAUCGACCACGCGCGCCCGCCCAAAAUUCUCGAGCUUGAGGCCGCGGUGGUUGCUGCGGCCGCCGCAGCCAGCAAGCCCUUUCCCACGGCCGGGACGGAGCGGCUGCACGACAGCAGUGAUCAGGAGGAUGCGGAGCGCGCGCGGGCUCAGGACGCGAGCACGACGCCAGCAUCGUUCAGCCGCGCAGAGCGGGAGAGCCACCACUUCAGCCUCGUCGGCACGAACGGGCCACGCGCAUGGAGCGCAAACGAAAGCACGACCGGACACGAGCGCACCACGAGCAGUAGCAACGGCCACGGUCGCGGAAACGGGAGCGCCUUCCCGCCUGCCCUGCAGCCCGUGUUCAACGCCCCGCCACCGCCGCUGCACUCGCCGAGUGCGCCACCUCCGCCUGCGAAAGACCACUUCGGAAAGUAUCCGGCUGGACAUACUUAUGCAGCCGCCGGUGCGGGGUCGGCCGCGCGCGCCACGUCGCCGCCCGCCGCAGACCCGCCCUAUCACGGCUCCCUUGGACGCGCCGCAGUGCCGCCGUUCGGCGCGAGCCGCUCCUCGCGCCCUCAAACCGCGGGCGAUGCGUCGACCUCGCAGUUCGGCUCUUUGAGCCGCUCCUCGCGCCCCAGCACUGCCGGCGCCCCAUCUUCGCACCCGUUCAACGCUGUGCGCACGCCUUCCAGCGCGGAAAAGCGCUUCGGCUCGCUCGGGCGCUCAUGGCGACCAACUGAACGAGCAACGUCCCCAAUCGAGCGCGCGACUUCGCCCCUCCGGUCCGCCUCACCCUUCACCCCGGCGCAGUGGGAGAAGCUACAGCCCAUCAAUGCGGCGCACGCGUCUACCCUUGCGCGCCUGGAGAACGCGUCGCCGACCCCGUCCCCGGCUCCAACCGAUUUCUCCCUCACACACGAAGCCCAUCCACACCCGCCGCCCAGCUUCCCCGGCGCGCGUGCGUCCCCCGAGCCGCGCCGCCGAUUCUCGUUCCGCCCCGGCACAGGGAGCGGGCGCGAGAAGCGGAAGAAGCGCUUCUCGCUCCUCCCCGAGCGCAAGAGCUUCGACAUCUCGGCGCCGGUGCCGGCCUCGGACGCGCCGCUGCCCGCUGGCGCGUGGCCCGCCGGCGGCGUCGGAAGCCGUCUCAGCGGCAUCGCGCAAACUCCACUCCCGCCCCCGCCGGCGGUCAGCGCCAUGGCGGUCGGCACGCCACGCCUCUCCAUGCAGCCCGACGCCUUGGCCGCGCCCCGCGAGCGAGAAGCCCGUGAUGCAUCAGACAUCCCAGAGCGGCCGGAGAGCGCGGCGUCACGCCGCUCCCGCCGCUGGAGCUUCAAGCCGGGCAAAAAGCAACGGCAGGGUGAGGAACAGGUGCCUCCUGUCCCCGCCCUUCCGCCUGUCCUUCCUCUGCCCAGCAGUUUCAACGAAGCGAAGGGGAUGCACCUCUUCAACGCGGAAGCAGAGCCUGAGAUGCGCGUCACGCCUCCCCAGGUCGAGGUCGAGGAGCCCAAGAAGAAGCGCGGCGGCAAAUUCAUGCGCAGCUUGCGCGGCUUGUUCAAGCAUUAA